AUGGGCGGGUCCGAGAGACUUGGAAGACUUAGGCUCUUCUCCAAGGAAUACGAUAAUAAAGACACGUUAUUAUUUUACUUACUGCCUCAUUUAAUUGAAGGAUCACGAAAAAGAAAAAGAAUUUCAACAAACAGUCAAGUACAUAAUUUGAAUAAAUUGUCCAUUCAAGAGCGACGAGAUUCUUUUUUAUUACAUGUCCAGACAGCAACAGAUAUAAUACCUGGUAUACAAAGAAGGAAAGAAGAAUUAAGGAUCGCAGGGUUAACUUUUCAACCAACAUCAAUAUUUGUUGGACAGUUAAUAGCAAUAGAUGCUUCGUAUGUUGCCGUUAAAAAUGUAUUAUACAAAGUUGAUUCAUCGCUUGAAGCAAUAGAUCUAUGCUUCCGUCUUUACAUGGCAUUAGAUUGUGCCUAUCCAGAACAAGCUUCAUCUUUGUGGAUUUUUAUACAAAAGUGCUGCUUUGAUAUUCAUCUACAAAGUGAUGUUUGCAAUCGAUCUCUCAACAUUCUAAUAGGAGAAGUAGAUGUAUUAUUUUCAAAAGAUAAUACCAUCAUUACAAAUUUUAUUCAAGGGAAACUUUGGAAAAAUAUAAAUGCUCAAUUGGAAGGUAAAACUGUUCUUCCAUUGUUUUUGUACUUCGAUGACUAUGAAACUAAUAACCCUCUUGGAAGUCACAAAGGUAUUUCUAAAUGCGGUGCCGUGUAUUUGUCCAUAGCAUGUUUACCACCAAAACUGAAUAGAAAAGUUUUUAGCAAUAGCACAACUUUUUCAAAAGUUAUUGAUGAAUUACGUUAUUUAGAAAAUAAUGGAAUAACAAUAUGUCACAAUAACGAGAAAAAAUGCAUUUAUUUUAAGUUAUCAUUAAUUUUAGGUGAUAAUUUAGGUUUACAUUCAAUUCUUGGCCUUGUUGAAAGCUUUAAUACAAUGCAAUUUU
Messenger RNA from Trachymyrmex cornetzi, 934 nucleotides. RefSeq lists its product as uncharacterized. The annotation marks the transcript as partial. The transcript is spliced from 5 exons. NCBI's taxonomy places the organism in Eukaryota, Metazoa, Arthropoda, Insecta, Hymenoptera, Formicidae. The record is from RefSeq and is a predicted model, not a curated record.